AUGACAGACUCUCAACUUCGCCUUUUGUUUGGCAUCUUGAACAUAUUUGGAUUGCUUCUACUAUCCUUUAUACCAUGGCCAAGUCCACCUCCGAUAUUUAUUGGGCUGCCCGCAAUAAUACUUCAACUUAUCGCUGUCUUCUAUAAGAUCGAGUACGUGCACAUGGUCUGGCGAUGGAUCAGAUAUGAGCCUGUGCAACCUCCCUCAAAAGAUGACAAGCUACCCUUCAUCAGCAUCGUUAUACCAGUCUACAACGAGUCCGAGUUCGUUAAAAACUCAAUCAAGUCUAUCGAACUCUCAGACUAUCCUAAAGACAGGAUUGAGUUGAUUGUUAUCGAUGAUGGCUCUACUGAUGAUACAUGGGAACAUGUAAACAAGGCUGCAGGCUCAGUCUCCAUUUGCGGUAUAACACUUCGACUCUUACAACAUGCCGUCAACAUGGGCAAGAGGAAAGCCAUUCAGUCGGGAUUCGCUACUGCACUCGGAAGUAUCAUCAUCUCCCUUGACUCAGAUAGCGUCGUGGAGAAGGGUGCACUUCGCAACAUCGUGAGCCCUCUGAUGAGGGAUCCUUCGAUCGGUGCUGUAGCUGGACAUCUGGCUGUCUUGAACAUCUCGAGCCACAGCAUUUUCUCAUUCAGGAGCCUUUUGCCGCGUCUACUUGACAUCGUCUUCGACCAUAUCGGUAACCUGCCUCGCUCCGCACUAUCAGCUGAGGGGUUUGUCACGAUUCUCCCGGGGGCCUUCUCGGCAUUUCGUGCAGAUGCAGUGCAGUCUCAUAUCGACAGGCUAUGUGCAAGCACCUUCCUUGGCUCACCUCUGAAGCAUGGCGAAGAUAUGGAGCUAGCAUACCGCAUUCUCUGCGACGGUUGGAGAACGGUUUAUCAGAGUAACGCCGUUGUUCAUACAAUGGCUCCUGAAACUCUUGAAAAGGCGUUGUUGAUGUUUUCUCGAUGGGAACGUACAAACUAUACCUUUCUCUGCAUGGGAUAUCCGGCUUUAACAGUGCAGAAGACAUUGAGACUAUGGCUUGCAAUGCGGCCGAGACGCGUUCAGUCCUUGGAAUUCGUGGACAAGGAAAAACAGGAAGACGAACCAUUUAUUACAAAAGACGGCACAGGAAGCAUAUAUCCAUUUAUCAACGUGGCAUGCAUCUGGCUGAAAGGGCCACUGAUGCUCUUGGUCACCUACACGUUGCUGAGAUGUGUGAUUCUAUACCCCAGACAUGCGCUUUGGAUAUUAUUGGAGAUCUCGAUCCUGACAGUUUGGAGGAGCUUCAUGCUUAUUCCAGAUGCCCUUCGAGAAAAAGAUACGGAAUAUGUUUCUGAUGUUGGCGGGCUACAAAUCUAUCACACAAGUGAUCUUUCCACUUCCUUCAGAAUCUGGGAUGGCUAG
Messenger RNA from Fusarium oxysporum Fo47, 1392 nucleotides. RefSeq names its product nucleotide-diphospho-sugar transferase. The coding region runs from base 1 to 1392 and encodes 463 amino acids. NCBI's taxonomy places the organism in Eukaryota, Fungi, Ascomycota, Sordariomycetes, Hypocreales, Nectriaceae. The transcript has 3 exons. The record is from RefSeq and is a predicted model, not a curated record.